CAGCAGGGGUCAAUUCCGUCUACUUGCCCAGUGACACAGGAGGGGAACAAAAAGUGGGCUGUAACUUAAAGAUCUUAAGACUCACGAGUGAGGGGUUGGUCUGGAGGAAGCUCCUCCUGGGAGGAGGGAGUGACACUGAGGAGGAGACAGUGGCUCAGGAGGGUGCACGGAAGUGUCUUAGCUGAGGCUAGAGAGGGUGCAGGGGAGACAUCCUCCAGGGUCCAGCAUCCAGAGCAGCUCCUCCUGAGGGCUGGGAAGGGCGCUGAGCAUUUCUGCCCCUCUGGCCCUCUGAGGCUCAAGCCAGAAGCUCGGGGCAUUUGCUGCAGCUGACAGAGCCACGGAGCUGGUACCUGAGGGAGCCCCUGCCCACCUUCUCCCCGCUCCCCAGCAUGGAGGAAGGCGGAGAUUUCGACAACUACUAUGGGGCGGACAACCAGUCCGAGUGUGAGUACACGGACUGGAAGUCCUCGGGGGCUCUCAUCCCUGCCAUCUACAUGCUGGUCUUCCUCCUGGGCACCACGGGCAACGGCCUGGUGCUCUGGACGGUGUUUCGGAGCAGCCGGGAGAAGAGGCGUUCAGCUGACAUCUUCAUCGCCAGUCUGGCCGUGGCCGACCUGACCUUCGUGGUGACCUUGCCACUGUGGGCCACCUACACCUACCGGGACUAUGACUGGCCCUUUGGGACCUUCUCCUGCAAGCUCAGCAGCUACCUCAUCUUCGUCAACAUGUACGCCAGCGUCUUCUGCCUCACUGGCCUCAGCUUCGACCGCUACCUGGCCAUCGUGAGGCCGGUGGCCAAUGCCCGGCUCAGGCUGCGCGUCAGCGGGGCGGUGGCCACGGCCGUCCUGUGGGUGCUGGCCGCCCUCCUGGCUGUGCCCGUCAUGGUGUUCCGCUCCACAGGGGACUUGGACAAUAACACCAAGGUGCAGUGCUACAUGGACUAUUCCCUGGUGGCCACCCCGGGCUCAGAGUGGCCCUGGGAGGUGGGCCUGGGGGUGUCGUCCACCGCCGUGGGCUUCGUGGUGCCCUUCACCAUCAUGCUGACCUGUUACUUCUUCAUCGCCCAGACCAUUGCCGGCCACUUCCGCAAGGAGCGCAUCGAGGGCCUGCGGAAGCGGCGCCGGCUGCUCAGCAUCAUCGUGGUGCUGGUGGUGACCUUUGCCCUCUGCUGGAUGCCCUACCACCUGGUGAAGACGCUCUACAUGCUGGGCAGCCUGCUGCACUGGCCCUGCGACUUCGACCUCUUCCUCAUGAACGUCUUCCCCUACUGCACCUGCAUCAGCUACGUCAACAGCUGCCUCAAUCCCUUCCUCUACGCCUUCUUCGACCCCCGCUUCCGCCAGGCCUGCACCUCCAUGCUCUGCUGGGGCCAGAGCACGUGCGGGGCCAGCUCCCACAGCAGCAGCGGGGAGAAGUCUGCCAGCUACUCUUCGGGGCACAGCCAGGGGCCCGGCCCCAUCGUGGGGAAGGGCGGAGAGCAGACACACGAGAAGUCCGUCCCCUACAGCCAGGAGACUCUUGUGGUGGACUAGGGCUGGGACCCCAGGGAAGCCUGUCUCCUGGGACCUGCCCAACCUCUGCCCUCGCUCUCUGAGAACCAGGUAGCGCGCCUGCACCUUCUCCUGGCACCUGCCCCCUGCCCCGGCUCCUUCUCACCCUCCUCUCACUUCUUUAUUCUUUCUUAGACCUUUGUGAUCUAGCAGACAGAGGCUGAGCUCUGCAGACAGACUUGUGCUCAGCUACUUACGUCUGUAAGACUGGCCUGGUCCAAGUCUCUCAGCCUUUCUGAGCCUCACUUUCCCUCUGUAUAAAUGGAGGAAGAUCAUCUGGACCCUCCCACAUCGAUGCGUGAGAACUGAUCAAACUGUGUUUCCUUCCACCCUUUUCUUGGAUCUUGGGUCCUCUUUUCUCUCUCCUUCCUGCGAGUUUCCCUCUAACCCUGCGAGUUUUGCUGUUAAUCCUCACCUUCUGGCUCCAGCCUCUCUCCUCCUGUGGCUCCCCAUCUCGGGCCUUCCCUCAUCCUCCUUUACUUCGGUCCUGCAGGGCUCCCAAGGGUUAAGGAUCCUGAAGCUUGCAGAGACUGACCCUGCUCCUGCCCUUAUCCUGCUUUCUGAAAGCCAGCUCGGGAGUGGACGGGCGUAGGGAUGAGCUGUGUGUCAGCAAAGGAUUAACGCUCCUGUUGCCAGGGCCAGGAGCUCCAGGACGUUCCCUAAAACUGGAUCAGUUCACUGUCAUUUCAGGCACCAGGGCCACUGUGAUCCUUGUAGAGAGCUUCCCUUCUUGCAGAGUCUCUACCAUACUGAACAUGGAUCUCUUAAGAUCCUUUCCUUCUUCCUCUAUCAUUGGUGAGAAUUGGAAAGCAAUGGGCUGAUGAACCUGCGGAUUCCUUGGCUGACCACAGGAACAGGGAGUUGGGAAGGGAGGACAGAGAGAGAGGGGCUGGAGGGCUGCCUGUGCUGGUCUGUGUACUGCUUGGCUCCCCACUCCCCGAAUCCCAUCCCUCCAGCCUCCCAGGGAACUGUGAACCUCCGGUCUUUCUCCGGCCUCCUCCUCCCACUCCAUCACCUCUCAGAACUUUGUCCUGGGCACUGGUGCCAAAAAGUCACUUGGUUGGGGUGAGGAUGCUUGCUUUUUGUCUGCAUGAAUCUAUAUAUAAAUAUAAACACACGUAUAUCCAUAUGGAUGACCAUAACACAAUGAAUGUCAUGGAGGCAUGGACUUGGAUGAAUCCCUGCCCCCUCAAUCCCCACGGCUCCUCGGCUUGUCACACUGUACCCUUAAAGGAAGAAGGGACAUAUGGAGGCAAUAUAGAAUAAAAAUGAGUCCACUCCCCACUGGAUUUGGGGGCUCCAACGGCUGGUCCGUGCUUUAAGAUGUCUUUGUUUGACCUGGUUGUCUACAGGGACAUCCUUCCCAGGAGUGUCUGGUGCCCAAGGCUUGGGCAGGAAGUCCUGCUGAGCUGGGUCCCCUUUCCUGCUCUAAUUCCAUGGUGGGAAGAAGAGGCUGGUCAGCGGUUCCCUUGGCUCCUCUCCACACCUCCCACCCUGCUUUGAGUUUAUUUCUCUCAUUUAUCUUCCUUUUCCCAGUGUCAGUGGUCUCCUUCCCAAGGAGGGGGUCAGAGGCACAGGGUGGGCUUUUUCUUCCCUCCCCACCAGGACUGAAUCUCCUGGCUUGAGAUACUGGGUGGGGAAGCUGGGGACAGUGAGUGGAGCAGCCAUGCAGGGGCGGGUGGCCUGGUGUCCAUACUGCCUGAGGAACCUCAAGGACAAAAUGAAUAGUGGGGGCUUUUCGAGCUGGAAAGGGGGUGUGCAUAUUCUGGGUUUUGUUCUUGAAGGACUCUGGAAAUGAAGGAGAAGACGUGGACAGAGACGGGAAGAGCCCAGCUUGAUGUAAAUGGACAUGUUGACCAUCCCUGGGAUGGAGACUGACCUGGGAACAGAGGGGGAACAGGGGGGAAAUGACUUCUCUCAGCUUAGUCCCCCCAUCUCAGGCCAGCAUGUCCCACAGUGGCCAAGGGCCACCCUCAAAGCAUCCAGUUGAGACUGGAGGAGGCUCUAGAAGGCCAGAGGGUGCCUUUGAGACUCUCCUGAGUGAACUUCAGAGACCACUCAUGCAUGGUCUGGGACAGCUGGCAGAGAGGCUGCCUCCCUCCCCAUUCACCUUCUGCAGAAUGUCUGUGCUCCUUUCUGACCCUGUUAGUCACUGUGUUCAUCAAAUAAAACUGU
This is a messenger RNA of Sciurus carolinensis (gray squirrel), 3725 nucleotides long. RefSeq names its product apelin receptor (gene Aplnr). NCBI's taxonomy places the organism in Eukaryota, Metazoa, Chordata, Mammalia, Rodentia, Sciuridae. Gene Ontology annotation, biological process: immune response; G protein-coupled receptor signaling pathway. Gene Ontology annotation, molecular function: G protein-coupled receptor activity. Gene Ontology annotation, cellular component: membrane. Bases 390 to 1532 code for a protein of 380 amino acids. The record is from RefSeq and is a predicted model, not a curated record. The transcript has a single exon.